AUGCGUCAUAAAUUUCGUUGUGGUCGCUUAGUAUUAAAUCGAAAUGGAUUAGUCAAAAAAAUUAAUCUUUCACAUGGUGGUGGUAUUCGUGAUUGUAAAUUUAGUCAUAUUGAUAUUGGUUUUGACGAGAUUCACGAUAAACUCCGUGAUAUAUUCAUACCGAAUUCACCUAAUCGUGUUUCGAUGUUAUACGAUUUUCAACGUAAAAAAUUAGAUACUAAACGAUAUCAAAAUUUUUACGACUAUAUUAAUCAACAUGGGUUAAAAUUUAAUUCAACGUUAUUGUACUUAUGCUUACCAGCAGGUAAUGAACGUAUUGCAAAUUCGACAUCAACUGAACAAAGAAGAAGAACAACAACAACACAAUCAAUACAAAAUCAACCUCAAGUACAAAAAAAAAUUCCUUGUAUUGAAAAUAUGAUCAUUAAAAUUGAUGAGGAUGAUGAUGACUCAUCACAUAAUCAUUUAUCAACUCAACCAUUUCCACCUGUGAAUCCUAUAGCUGAAAAUCUUCGAAUGUUUUCAUCAACAUCAUUUUCAAAUUAUUCAUUUGAAAAAUCAUUAAAUGAAUUCGUUGAUUAUCUACGUCAUUUAGUUACUCAAUACAAACAUGAAAAUAUAUUUCUUCAAUUAUUUGAACAUAUCUGUGAUAUUAGAGGUCGUUCAUCGAAUAAUUUAGACAGAUUAAAACAAGAAAGACAAGUAAUAGAUGAUAAACAAAAAGAAGUUUAUGAUGAUAUUUUUAAUAAAAUUGAACAAACAUCUCGAUCAAUUAAAGCAUUAAUUGAAUUAAAUAAAAUUAAAAUUUCUCAUAUUGAUCCACAUGCAAUUAUUAUUAAUGCAUUUAAUGUAUUUCAUCAAAAUUUCAAUACUCUACGUGAUCAAUGGAUUAAUAAUAAAAACAACAAUCGACAAAGUACAUCUGUUCCUUUAAGAAGUCCUCUAAUUGAUCGAACAUCAUCAAAAAAUUAUUCAACUGGUCGAGUAUCAUCAUCAUCAUCAAAUCGUUCAUUUCAUCCAACACCAUCAACAAAUUAUUCAGCUGGUCGAGUACCAUCAUCAUCAAAUCGUUCAUUUGGUCAACCACCACCAACAAACUAUUCAGCUGGUCGAGUACCAUCAUCAUCAAAUCGUUCAUCUGAACAACCACCACCAACAAAUUAUUCAGCUGGUCGAGUACCAUCAUCAUCAAAUCGUUCAUUUGAUCAACCACCACCAACAAAUUAUUCAGCUGGUCCAAUACCAUCAUCAUCAAAUCGUCCAUUUGAUCAACCGCCACCAACAAACUAUGCAGCUGGUCGAGUACCAUCAUUAUUAAGUCUUUCAUUUGAUCAACCACCACCAAGAAACUAUUCAGCUGGUCGAGUACCAUCAUCAUCAAAUCGUUCAUAUGAACAACCACCACCAACAAAUUAUUCAGCUGGUCGAGUACCAUCAUCAUCAAAUCGUUCAUUUGAUCGAUCACCACCAAUAACCCGUUCAACAAGUCGAGGAGCUUCAACUAGUCAUUCAACUUAUCAAGCACAAUUAAUAAACCGUCCAGUUGAUCGAACAUCAUCAACAAACUUCUCGUUUUCAUCAUCUCGAUCCCAUUCUGAAACUUAUUCUCGAAAACAAGCACGAACAUUAUCAUCAUCACCUCAUCGGUCAUCAUCAUCAUCAUCAUAUCAAAAAUCAACAGAAGAAAACAAAGAUAACAAUAUUUCAUUAUUUAGAAAUAUAUUCAAAUCACUUGAUUAUUUAUUGAAUGUUUUAAGUCAUCUACGUUUCACAUCAUUCUAUCAUUAUGUUAAAUUAAUUAUCGAUGAAAUAGAAACUUGUCGAUCAACUAUCAAAUUAUCUAAUUAUGAAUCUUUAUGUGAUGUCGAAAAAAGCAUAGAGUCAAUAGAAUGUCGUAUUACAAAUAGAAUGAAUAAUGAAUAUAAUCAUGCAUCACCACAUACAAUAGAUCGACAGCUUGAACAUUCAUAUCGUGAAACAUUAGAUUCAAUUCGUCAAUUAUUAACUUCAUUUCGUGUUUAUAAAUCACGAAUAGAAAACAAUAAACGAGCAAAAACAACGCGUUGGUCAUCAUCUGCUCUUCCAUUAUGUGUUGAAUAUCAACAUAUUGAAACUAAACCAACAAUUCAAAUAAAUCAACUAGAUAUAAAAAUCGAUGAUGAUCAAAGUUCUGAAGCAUCACAUUCAUCAUUAGGUGAUGAAGUUUUAAUGGAAGUAGCAAAAACUGCAUACGAACAUAGACCACAUUGUUAG
Messenger RNA from Rotaria sp. Silwood1, 2253 nucleotides. The record is from the annotation of a GenBank genome assembly. NCBI's taxonomy places the organism in Eukaryota, Metazoa, Rotifera, Eurotatoria, Philodinida, Philodinidae.